Messenger RNA from Emericellopsis atlantica, 2060 nucleotides. RefSeq names its product leucine rich repeat domain protein. The record is from RefSeq and is a predicted model, not a curated record. Gene Ontology annotation, molecular function: protein binding. Lineage: Eukaryota; Fungi; Ascomycota; Sordariomycetes; Hypocreales; Bionectriaceae. The transcript has a single exon. The coding region runs from base 208 to 1917 and encodes 569 amino acids.
GACUCCGCCGUCAAACUUUGGUGGCUUCGGUAUCCGUACUAGCCUAACAGACACAUCCAGGGUCCAGUCGCGUGGCCCGGCGCGAUAAAGUCCUCCACCUCACGCCCGCAGCCUGUUGUCCGCCCAGGCGCGUCGAGCGCAUUGACAGUGCUAACAACUUGCUGCUCCUGCUUGCGAUAGUAUCCCUCCCCCUCUUUCAACCUCACCAUGGCGGAAGAGCCCUCAUUACCGCGUCUUCCGUUACCUGCCGUCAGUUGGAACGCGCAGACGGAAAGCUUCUCCAACAACCCCAGGAAACGACGCGCGACGCGCCGGCCCAGCACAGCCAGUGGCGCCUCGGUCUUCAACUCGAGUGAUCCGGCCAUCUUCUCCAGCGAUGAUGACCCGGCGCUUGACAAUUAUGUAGAGGGGCGGCAAAAGAGACGGUAUCUGGGCUCGUGGUACAGCCACCAACAGCACCACCAACCUGAGCAUGAGCAUGAGCCUGAGGCUGAAUGCGCCGGUGCGCCUGCGCAGUUCAAAGGCAAGCGCACUCUCCAGCGCCAGUAUGACAGUGGAGUCUUCCUAGCGAGCGACUGCACAGAGGAUGAUGAUACCACUCUCGAGUUGGAGUGUAGUAUGCCAACGCGUCUGAAGCUGCCGCAGCUGGAGGCGGCUGUGCGGACGAUGACAGAACCCGAGCGCGCGCUGCAGCGCAAGAUUCGGGAAUGCGUCGACACCGGCAAUGAGACUGUCGACUUUUGGAACAUGGGUUUGGAGGAGCUGUCCGGCGAGACCGUGGCUCCAUUGUCUCACUUUGAGAAGAUCCCCGACGUCGUGUCUCGGGAUGUGGCGUUUGAGCAGAGCCCGCCAAAGCUCAACCUGUACCUGGCCAUGAACAGGCUGCGGAUGCUACCAGGGGCCUUGUUCGAUGUCACCAACCUAACCACCAUGAGUCUGCGCGGCAACAAACUCGAGAGUCUCCCACCGGCAUUCAGCAAGCUCUGCAACCUGCAAGAGCUGAACCUGUCACAGAACCGACUUCGUCACCUCCCUGUGGAGCUGUUACGAUUACUUGACUCAAACUGCUCAUUACAGACAUUGAUUCUACAUCCGAAUUAUUUCCUCUUGCCGGCCCAUGGGGACGACAUUUUCGAGAUCCUCGAAGACGAUGAGCGCACAACACCGGAGCCGGAUGCCUCUGAGCUGGAGUAUGAACGUCUACGGAAAGCUGGCACCUGGCCAGCGAGCACGCCAGAGGCACCGCCGCCGAGGAUGCUGACCAGGCGCCUUGGGAGAUCCCCCCUCCAAGUAUCUGAUGCCACAGGCAGGGUGCUAUCCAGGUUCAAGCUACCCUCAACGUCUUCGCACGAGAAGUUUGAGCUGCUUGAUGUGGAUCAAAUCUACAGGAAGCAAUUAUACGCACAGGGCGUGGAUCCCAAUGAUGUGGACAUAUUGUCACAGCAACAACAGCAAGUCGAAGUAGGCAGAGCAGGUCAGUCGGCUGUGCCCAGUCUGGUGGAGGCGGUCAUGAGGAAUUGCUAUCGAAGUGUGCGGCUCGGGGAGUUCAAGCACCUGCUGCCAGAGGACUUUGCCAACCUACGGCAAGUCUUCGACAAGGCCGCAGAAGAGAAGGACCGGGGUGGCCUGCCCUGCUCACGGUGCGGGACGUUGAUGGUUGUGGCGCCGAUUCGGUGGAUUGAGUGGCGUGAGAUCAACACCCUGACCAGGCACAAGACGAGGGAAGGUGUGUAUCAGCUUGAUCCGCUGAGCGAGGUCGAGGAUGAGCUGGUCGUGCCGUUUCUGCAUAGCGCUUGCUCUUGGCGAUGUGCGCCGAGGAAUGGGGAGCACAGCGGCUGGGUGUUCCCCAAAGGAUGUGGAGGUUGUACAGCUGGAUAUACGUAUUUUAGGCAAGGCUACCCAGAGCGUGCUGAAUGAAUAGCAAUUCGACUUGAGUACGUGGAGGUUGCGAGUUCACCACAUUCGCGCCUAGAAGUCGGCGCUCUUGAUACGGUCUUGUGAUAUGCAACCGGAACGUCGAAAAUUUAUGGCUAUUAGGUGCCUUCUACCUUGGUUUACCG